CGGAGGUCGCGAGUUAGGCUCAGCGCUUUUCUGCAGAGGAGGCAACUGGAGCAUCAUGCGGAGCAGAGGCGCGCGGAGCCCGAGGAGACCGAGAUCUGAUCUUUGUCACUCAGUUUAUCAUUAAAAAUCGUUUCCACUGAUGCUGCAGGGGAACAAUCUUUUAUUUCUAUCACGGAUUUUUAUCAUGGGAAACUGAACUUUAAGGCACACUCGAGGCGCACGUUUGGAUACGGCUCACGCGUAAUUGCGCACAAGAGGACUUUCAGCAGCUCCGUGCGCGUGCGGGUCUCACCGUCGGACAUGGAUCAGUCUCCACCAGUGUGCUGCCAUGUAUCUGCUGGUGAUGUCUCUCGGCUUCUGAUGGAUAGAGGGAUUGUCAGCACUACUACCUUCUCCGCCCCAUCCCGAGUAACAGUCCUGCCGCUGGUGGAAUUAAAAGAGGACCCGGAUCCUAUCUUUGACCCCAAGGAGCGAGAUUUUAAUGAGACCGCAUUAAAAAGCAUCCUGGGAGACUUUGACAGUCGUUUUUUGUCCGUUUUACCUCCAACAGAGGACAAACACACCGGGAACGAUGAGACCGAUGUUGGGAUCCAAAACCCGGGGGGAGUACUCCCGAAAGAAAUCCGAGCCGUGGAUUUUGACAUCCAGUUCGGCAAGAAGCACAAGCCCAGCAAGAAACUGAAGCGGCGGCUGCAGCAGUGGCUGUGGGCCUACUCGUUCUGUCCGGUCGUGUACACCUGGACCGACCUGGGCAACAGAUUCUGGCCGCGGUUUCUGCGAGAGGGCCAGCUGCUGAGCAAACGGUCGUGUUCUGUUCCGGAGGGGAUGGUGUGUAAACCUGCGAAACUCUACCCACCUGACGAUACUGAGAUGAGAUGCCAGAGGAAGGGGGGCCUAAAAUGCGAAUGGAUACCGGUGCAGUACCCGAUCAUUACAGACUGCAAAUGCUCCUGUUCAAGUUAAAAGAAAAGACUGAAGAUAAAUUAUAAGCUCAGUAUUUUUCCGAAUCUUCUUCACAUGCACUACCGAGUGUAGGAAUGUAUUUUCUGUAUAUGCGGUGCCACGCAGUUAUAUAUAACUCCCUGUAAAAAAAAAAAAAAAAAAAAAAAAAAAAAAAAAAAAAUCAGUAUUAUUUGUAACCAGAGUCUACUUUAUUUGUGGAGAAUAUUGGUUAUAUAUUUUGUAAUUUAUGGAGAGAUGGCGCAUAGAGCCACGUAAGGACUUGCUGUUCCACCUGUGGACGCAGCGAACCGACCUCAGAGUUAAACGUGGAUUAUCGAUACAGUCGUUGCAUCGGUGACUUGUUUUAUCCUGUAAAUUU
Messenger RNA from Archocentrus centrarchus (flier cichlid), 1321 nucleotides. It is a transcript of the gene nog1, whose product is annotated as noggin 1. Lineage: Eukaryota; Metazoa; Chordata; Actinopteri; Cichliformes; Cichlidae. The record is from RefSeq and is a predicted model, not a curated record. Gene Ontology annotation, biological process: negative regulation of BMP signaling pathway; dorsal/ventral pattern formation; osteoblast differentiation.